AUGGAGUUCUCUGAAAACGAGGAGCUAGUGAAAGGUCAAGGAAAAAUGAACCAGUUAGGAGGGAUGUUCAUUAACGGUCGUCCCCUGCCCACCCAUCUCCGCCUUAAGAUUGUGGAGCUGGCUGCGCGAGGGAUGAGGCCUUGUGCCAUCAGUCGUCAACUCCGGGUCUCGCACGGCUGUGUCAGUAAGAUUCUGCUCAGGUAUCAAGAGACCGGCAGUGUUCGCCCGGGCUUGAUCGGUGCCAACAAAAGGCUCGCCAGUUCGGAAGAUGAGCUGGAUAGAGAAAUGGAGAAAGGUGAUCCGAGCUCAGACAGCGAUUCCCAGGAUUCUAGUCAAAACAAAGAAAACAAGUACUGUACAGAACCCGGUUUCCAGUUCACCAGGAAGCUGAGGCGAAGUCGGACAUCUUUUUCACCGGAUCAGCUAGAAAUUCUCGAGAAAGCUUUCCAGCGGAAUCACUACCCAAACGUCAUCACGCGAGAAAACCUGGCGAGUCUGACAAAGCUGGCCGAGGCGAGAAUCCAGGUAUGGUUUAGCAACCGACGGGCAAGAUGGCGGAAGAGCAGGAGUGAGGCCGCCAGCAAGAACAGCAACAACAACAGCAACUGUGCAUAUGGUGAUAUCUUCUCCAGUACUGGUGCUUAUCAGCCGUCCCAAGAAGCCAAAUCCACCAUUAGUUACCUACCCAAAGAUUAUCCCGCCCCUGUAUGCCCGGAAGCCAGGAACCAUCCAUUUGCCCAAGCCGUUCCACAGCUGAACCAGAACAACCUUGGGAGUAAAGGAGACUUUACAAACCUGGAUCACCAUCAAUCGCAGUUCACUCAGUCGCCCUACUGGCGUGCACUUCUUCCUAACACGAUCUCAGAUGAAAUGAUGUCGAACAGUAGUGUUGGAACUACACAGAGGUCAGCUGGAUGGCUUCCCGCCAUGGACACUGGGCUCGGAAAAUACUUACCGAACUCUCAGUGGAACGGCCUUUCUCAUUGGUCUAGCGAGUCUAACUAUCCAAUCACUCACAGCUGCCAGCUCUACAAGGUCCCAGAUAUGACGUCCACCUCGUACCGCCUGUCCCAUGUAAUUACGCCCAGUCAAGGAGAAGUUGACGUAACCUACAACCAGCAGUAUUUCUCGUCAGAGCCGGAGUUGCGUUCAUCCGUCUGCGAAUCUCCCGUCAGCAGUCGAGGAACCCUUAGUCCGGAAAUUCCCGAAUACACCCGAGACUACAGUUGGACCUUGAAUCUUGCCGAUCUCUGUUCUUCCACUGAUUUCGAGAGUAGCAGCGGGACGAAAUUCCUUCAUCCUUGUAUAGCUGGUGUUAUUGGGGAGACAACAGCAUCCUUAUCGAACAAUGAAGUCUUUCCAUAUUCGUCCAUGUUCAAGAAUGCUGCCGUGAGUGGGUUUAGCGACUAUUACGACAACCAGAGGACGUUAACCUGUCUCUAA
This is a messenger RNA of Liolophura sinensis, 1443 nucleotides long. RefSeq names its product paired box protein Pax-3-like. Gene Ontology annotation, biological process: anatomical structure development; regulation of transcription by RNA polymerase II. The transcript is spliced from 6 exons. The record is from RefSeq and is a predicted model, not a curated record. The coding region runs from base 1 to 1443 and encodes 480 amino acids. Gene Ontology annotation, molecular function: RNA polymerase II cis-regulatory region sequence-specific DNA binding; DNA-binding transcription factor activity, RNA polymerase II-specific. NCBI's taxonomy places the organism in Eukaryota, Metazoa, Mollusca, Polyplacophora, Chitonida, Chitonidae.